AAAAACGCUCCAGAAAAAUCCAACAAAAUGUCUGUACGGGAUCAAAUUAAAAUCGAUAUUGAAUGGGGCCAUGAACGUUUGGUGCGGGCCCAACAAGUGGUUGAAAUGCGUCCCUAUGAUAUUGAAUCAUGGUCUACACUGCUACGGGAGGCCCAACUGCGUCCGGUCAAUGAAGUGCGAAGCUUAUAUGAGUCUUUGGUAAAUGUUUUUCCCACCACUGCCCGUUACUGGAAAAUCUACAUUGAACAAGAAAUGAAGGGUCGGAACUUUGAAAGAGUGGAGAAAUUGUUUCAACGUUCAUUGGUUAAGAUUUUAAACAUUGAUUUGUGGAAGCUCUACUUGACCUAUGUCAAGGAGACGAAGGCGGGAUUGAGUACACACAAAGAAAAAUUGGCCCAGGCUUAUGAUUUUGCUUUGGAAAAAAUUGGCAUGGAUUUACAUUCCUUUUCCAUAUGGCAAGAUUACAUAUCGUUUUUACGUAGUGUGGAGGCGGUGGGCAGUUAUGCAGAGAAUCAAAAAAUCACAGCUGUCCGAAGGGUUUAUCAAAAGGCUGUUGUAACACCCAUUGUGGGUAUUGAACAAUUGUGGAAGGACUAUAUCCAGUUUGAACAUGGCAUAAAUCCUAUUAUUUCGGAAAAGAUGAGCUUGGAGAGAUCGAAGGAUUAUAUGAAUGCUCGCCGUGUCGCCAAGGAAUUGGAGAACAUAACAAAAGGUCUGAAUCGUAAUCUACCUGCCGUACCACCGAAUUUAUCUAAAGAAGAAACCAAACAAGUUGAGCUGUGGAAAAAAUUCAUUGCCUUUGAGAAAUCAAAUCCUUUGCGUACCGAAGAUACAGCUCUUAUAACACGUCGUGUUAUGUUUGCCACAGAGCAAUGUUUGCUGGUGCUGACCCAUCAUCCAGCUGUUUGGCAUCAGGCGGCACAAUUUUUAGAUCAAAGCUCUAAGGCUUUAACUGAUAAAGGAGAUACCCAAGCUGCUAAAAUCUUUGCUGAUGAAUGUGCCAAUAUUUUGGAGCGUUCCAUUAAUGGCGUGUUGAAUAAAAAUGCAUUGUUGUAUUUUGCCUAUGCCGAUUUUGAGGAAGGACGCAUGAAAUAUGAUAAGGUUCAUGCCAUGUAUAAUAGUUACCUAGCCAUUCCAGAUAUUGAUCCAACAUUGGCCUAUGUCCAGUACAUGAAAUUUGCCCGCCGUGCCGAAGGCAUUAAAUCGGCACGUGCGGUCUUCAAGAAGGCCCGUGAAGAUGUACGUUCGCGUUAUCAUGUCUUUGUGGCUGCAGCUCUCAUGGAAUACUAUUGUUCCAAGGAUAAAGAUAUUGCAUUUCGUAUUUUCGAAUUGGGUUUGAAACGUUUCGGUGGUAGUCCCGAAUAUGUUAUGUGUUACAUUGAUUAUCUGUCGCAUUUAAAUGAGGAUAAUAAUACUCGGGUGUUAUUUGAACGGGUACUAUCCUCGGGUGGCCUGACCCCACAACACAGUGUAAAUAUAUGGAAUCGUUUCUUGGAAUUUGAAUCGAAUAUUGGUGAUCUAUCGAGUAUUGUUAAGGUGGAGCGGCGACGAAGUGCCGUGUUGGAGAAUUUAAAAGAAUAUGAAGGCAAGGAAACGGCCCAAUUGGUAGAUCGUUAUAAGUUUUUGGAUUUAUAUCCCUGUACCACAAUAGAAUUAAGAUCCAUUGGUUAUACAGAGAAUGUGGGUAUAACCCUAAAUAAGCUGCCAACGGCCGCUGUUCCAGGUGCCCCUGCAGUCAAAGAGGAGCCUGAAACUGAACCUGCUGUGCAAUUACCCAAACCUGAUUUUUCACAAUUUAUACCCUUCAAACCCAAGGCAAAUGCCUAUCCUGGGGCUCAUCCCCUGGCUGGAGGUGUUUUCCCCCAACCACCGGCAUUGGCUGCCUUAUGUGCAACACUGCCGCCUCCCAUUUGUUUUAGGGGUCCCUUUGUGUCCAUUGAAAUGUUAUUCGAUAUUUUCAAUCGUAUCAAGCUUACGGAUGCUCCCCCACUACCCUCUGGCGAUCCUGGUUGUGAUACGAAAAUCUUUGAUUUGGCCAAAUCUGUACACUGGAUUGUCGAUGAAAGUGUUUGUUCGGGUGAUGCCACGGUAGGCAUUAAGCGGAGGCGAAUGCUGCCCGGCGGCGAUGAUAGUGAUGAGGAGACCCCCACUGCUGCCCCACCGGUUAAUGACAUAUAUCGCCUAAGGCAACAGAAACGUUUUUCCAAGGUGUAA
This is a messenger RNA of Musca vetustissima, 2214 nucleotides long. RefSeq names its product protein suppressor of forked (gene su(f)). Gene Ontology annotation, molecular function: protein binding; mRNA binding. The coding region runs from base 28 to 2214 and encodes 728 amino acids. Lineage: Eukaryota; Metazoa; Arthropoda; Insecta; Diptera; Muscidae. Gene Ontology annotation, biological process: mRNA 3'-end processing. The record is from RefSeq and is a predicted model, not a curated record. Gene Ontology annotation, cellular component: nucleus. The transcript is spliced from 10 exons.